AGUAUCGAACAUCUGAUUCUUCUGUAUCCCCUGAAACAAAUCAUAAUAGUGAACAGAUAAACUUACGAUGUGAAGACACUCCCGCAUCUGAUAUAACUGGUGAUACUUCAAAUUCCGACAUAUGUCAGGGGACAAAGAUUCAGCUGGAGAAAUUCAUGGUAGAAGUUUCUAAAAACUCUAGCUCGUCUAUUAAUAAUAGCAAUGCAGACAGUAAUGUGAUACCCACAACCCAGAAUGAAACAGAAGAGUCAAAGACUCGAUGCUUCGCAUCAUCUCAACCCAGCAAUAUUAGCUUCACAUUUUUAUACGAAAAACUUUGUAAUGCUAUAAUUUUCGCUGACCGUAAAACCCAAGAAGCAAUCUUCUGUUAUGAAAAACAAGUUGAUCCGGAAUCUAAUGCAGUUAGUAGAAUUUUAAAUAAGGAAGUUCGCGCUCAGCUCCCUGCAAAUAUUUCCGACGCGCUUUUAUGGAAGAGAAUCGAAAAAGCUAAAAAGCUCUACAAACUUUUCAGUAUAAUAGAUAACGUAACAUUUGAUUAUAGUAUUAAGAUAGAACCCACCCUAAAAUCCGAAUUCCCUGAACCGAGUUCAGGAAGUGAUCAGCAAAUUUCUUGCGAAAAAGAAAAUAAAGAUUCAGAAUUUUUGGAAACAGAGGUAAGCACUACAUUCAUUCCCUCUGUCCCAUUGUUUCAUACCUCCAAUUCGGAAGAUAUGAUGAGUGAGGAUAACAAAUCUUUACCGGAGGAAGAGGUAAGCAUAUCUACUGGAGCAAUUUCAAAGGAUAAACCAGAAACUGUAAAUGAGGAUAAUAAUAUAAGCGAGAAAGCCGAAUAUUUACUGGAGGAAGAGGAAAAUAAGGAUUUGAAAUAUCAUAUAUUCUAUCUUGAGUUAGCCAAUACAAGAAAUUCUGUCUCUGUGUACAGACAUGUGAGAGAACGUGGAGACAUUCAACUUUGGAAAAUUGAGGAGGAUAUCACACCACUAGAAGAGGCUGUAAAUGAUGUAUUUAAUCAAUAUCGUAAUGCUCCUGCUCAAGGAUUAAGUGAAAUUAAUGUAAACCAACCAUUUUGUAAGAAUGUUGUGAGUGAAAUCGUAAAUCAGGUAGAAAGAAAUGACUUACUUGUAGUUGGAGAUAAUGGCGGCCGGAGAGAAGAUGAAGUUUUUCCUGAUAUCAUAAUUGUUCCUGUCGGUUUCUACGCAAAAUUGACAAAAAACCCACCUGAUUUAUCAAAGGGUUUGGGUUGGGAA
Molecule: messenger RNA, 1247 nt
Organism: Acaulospora morrowiae
Lineage: Eukaryota; Fungi; Glomeromycota; Glomeromycetes; Diversisporales; Acaulosporaceae
Source: the annotation of a GenBank genome assembly